AUGGCAGAGCACUGCAAUAUUUCUGCCGCCAUUGUAGCCGAAUCCGAGGAAAGAUCAUAUGCCUUCAAGAUAGAGGGAUACUCAAGAACCAAGCGGCUGAUCAAGUACUACGAGAGCGUGACAUCUCCCCGUUUCUGCGUCGGAGGUCACGACUGGAUUCUGAGGUACUACCUGGACAAUUUGGAUCUAGUACCCAUCUACCUGAUUCUCGAUUCUGCUGAUGCAAAAGACGUGAAGGCGAAGGCCGGGUUCUGUUUACUCGACAAGGACGGGGUACCGGUGCCGUCGUGCAGUAGCACCUUCCAAGAAAAUGUCUUCCAAAGCAAAGGAUCAUCCGGGUGCGGCGUUGGCUAUUCCAUCAAGCACGAGGACCUGGAGAGAUCCCCGUACCUGAUAGACGACUGCUUCACCAUCCGGUGCGACGUCACGGUCAUGAGGGAGUUCAAGGGCCAAGAAAAUGGCCGGUUCGUCCAGGUCCCUCCGAGCGACUUGCACCGGCAUCUCGGCGACCUCCUGCAGAGCGCGGAUGGAACGGACGUGACCUUUCAAGUCGACGGCAAGACCUUCUCAGCCCAUCAGUCUGUGCUCGCUGCUCGGUCGCCUGUGUUUAAGGCACAGCUCUUCGGCCCCAUGAAGGAUAGUUCUGAUGAUCUGAUUAUGGUUGAUGACAUGGAAGCCGACGUGUUCGGAUCCUUGCUCCAUUUCAUAUACACCGACUCGCUCCCGCAGAUGAGUCGUGAGGGAGACAAUGAAGGUGUGGCAGCCAGUCAUCUCCUGGUAGCGGCGGAUAGGUACGACGUUCAAAGGCUUAAGCUAAUCUGUGAGGAGAAACUGUGCAGCCACAUUGACACGGACACGGUGGCGACCAGUUUGGUUUUGGCUGAGCAACAUAGCUGCCAUGGGCUCAAGGAAGCAUGUCUACAGUUCCUCGUUUCUCCGUCCAAUUUGGAGGGGAUGAAAGUAAGCGAUGCCUACGUGCAUCUCAAAAGCAGUUGCCCAUCUGUUCUCAAGGAGCUGAUUGCUAGACUCCUGCCUGCUGAAUUGAAAGCGGCCAAGGAUAUUGUCAUGGCAAUUUAG
Triticum dicoccoides is the source of this 1077-nucleotide messenger RNA. RefSeq names its product BTB/POZ and MATH domain-containing protein 1-like. The coding region runs from base 1 to 1077 and encodes 358 amino acids. The record is from RefSeq and is a predicted model, not a curated record. The transcript has a single exon. Gene Ontology annotation, molecular function: protein binding. Gene Ontology annotation, biological process: protein ubiquitination. NCBI's taxonomy places the organism in Eukaryota, Viridiplantae, Streptophyta, Magnoliopsida, Poales, Poaceae.